Messenger RNA from Pecten maximus, 3426 nucleotides. RefSeq lists its product as uncharacterized. The record is from RefSeq and is a predicted model, not a curated record. NCBI's taxonomy places the organism in Eukaryota, Metazoa, Mollusca, Bivalvia, Pectinida, Pectinidae. Bases 144 to 3212 code for a protein of 1022 amino acids. The transcript is spliced from 15 exons. Gene Ontology annotation, molecular function: protein binding.
UACCUCCCCGAGUAUCACAGUUACGACAUUACAUGUGGUACACAAUCAAUAAUUCAUUGAAUACAAAUAGUCAGAAUGAAAUUCACUGAAAAUGAUAAUCUUUAUCUGGACCAAUAAUACUUGUGUUAAAUUAAGGAUUCAUCAUGUAUGACUUCGACAACAGUGAGAAUAUACCUGCGUUUGGUGAGGAAGUACGUGAUGCCAUUGACAACGGGGAUAUAGUAGGACUAAGAAAGGCCCUGGAUAAAGGAGCACGCAUCAAUAUGAAGUUUGGAAAAUAUGAGACAACGCCAAUACAUUUCGCUAGCAAGAAACAAAAUCUAGAAAUCUUAGAGGAAUUGAUCAAAAGGGGUGCGGAUAUCAAUGGAAGAGAUGCCAUAAAUGACCGACCGUUGCAUGAAGCAGCUCGGUUCGGAUCAGAGUCCGUAUUAUCUUUCCUUUUGGAGAAGAAUGCAGAUCCCGACGUCACAAAUAACUAUGGUAACAGCCCGUUGAUGCACUGUUUUGACACUUCAAGAUUUAGAGCAAAUGGAUGGACGAAAAAAGCACAGACUCUUCUGAAGCAUGGCGCAAGGAAAGAUAUCAAAAAUAUGCAUAGCCAAAUGGCAUUGGAUCACUUGCAAAGUUUCCUGCAAGUUAUUCGGAAUGGCAAAAACAUCGAAAGGGAGAUCAGAAACACUGAAGAACUUGCGGAAGCCUAUUACCUACAUGACGUUCUCACUGAGAAACCUGGGAGUGGAGAGCAGUUAUUGCUUGAUGUAAUUGAGUCACUUGACAACCGCCAAGAGCAAACGCCAACGUGUCAUGGUCAAAAUUUUAAGGCAAUGUGUGAUUCUGCUUUGUCGGUAUUGCGGAACCGGGACUGGAACCUACCUUGGGAAAUUUUGGACGAUGUCCCAAACGAAAUACGCCAACUAGGAACUGUCACGGAGGACACGUUUCUACGUUCGCUAGAGACGAAACACGCACAGCCGAAAUAUAUUCGAUUGAUGAUUGUUGGAGAUGUUGGCGUGGGUAAAACGUCACUUUGUUUGAAUCUCAUUGACGAAGAUAAAGAAGCUAUCCCAACCGACGGAAUAAACGUCUUCAUCCAAAACUACCUUGUUGAUAUGAAAACGGGAAAAUGGCGAAAGCUUCCAGAUGAAGACAUCCAAAAUCUACCUACGAAACUUUUAUCGACGGUUUGUAGAGCUGAGAAAAUGUCACAAAGAAGGCUAUCAGAAACAACCAGAAUGAAGGAGAUGGAGGGGGAGGUCAACGACGAGCAGGAAAUAACAAUGGUAUACACGGAUAUGGGGCAAGCAUCAGAAGGUCCAUCUCCACCUUCAAAACGGAGAAGGAAUGAUUCGGAGAAACUGAAGAGUACACUUAAAGAAGUUAACGCCACGGGCGUCCUGAGAGACGACGACGCUCUUUUGUCCGUGUGGGAUUUCGCCGGCGACGAGAUUUAUGAGGCGACACACCACAUCUUCAUGAGUCCAGACGCCGUGUACAUCAUUGUUUUCAACGCAGAUGCUUGUCUCCAAGAUCAAAACAAUCUAGAAAAGCUGUACACCUGGCAAGAAGUGAUCAGAACCUAUACCACUGAACCCAUGGAAAAGGGAACAUCAAACAAGACGCCGCCAAUCAUACUUGUAGGAUCCCAUCUUGACAAGCUCGGGAAAACAAAAGAAGAAAGGAAUGAAAGCAAAAUCAAACUGUUUGACAUAAUGGAGAACAUUUCUAGCGACAAUCAACUGUAUUUCGUAGACAACACAAACAAAGACGAUUCUGCGCUCCAACGAAUCAGAGACGAAAUAGUGAAGCUAGCACCAUUUCAAAAAAAUUGGAACAAGUCGAUACCAGCUACUUGGGUGAGCCUCGAUAUGGAUCUUCGAAUGCUGAAACAACAGAAACGAUACAUUUUACAAUUUUCUGAAGUUCUGGAUAUUGACAAAAGGAACGAAGUGUCCGUUGGUGACUCAGAGGAAAUAAAAUGCUGUUUGAGGUACAUGCAUUUGACGGGAAACAUUCUGUUUUUUGAAAAUGAACCAGAGGGUGGUGAUAACCAGGAACCUUUCGUUGUUGCACAUCCUCAAUGGAUAGUUGAUGCACUUCGUUGUAUCAUCAAGGCAAUGAGAUUUAUAGACACGCACGAUGAUGAUAGUACAAAGCUACAUAUCAGACAAUUUCAAAAGUCUGGCAUUCUGACUUUGGGAUUACUGGAAAGGCUCUGGGGAAGAUACCGGGACCAUCAAGAUAUUCUUAUUGAGAUUAUGCAGCGCUUGCAUCUGCUGGUUGCCGUGACAGAGAAGAUAGAGAUACGUAAAUGGAUAGUUCCAAGUUUGCUUCCGCCGACAGAUCCUGCACUCUUCAAGGACACACUAUCCCAUCCACAUGCAGUUACAUCAAAAACCUUGUGCUUUGUGUUCAAAUCAAAACUUCUUCCUGCCAUCUAUGACAAACUUUUAGCGAUAUGUCUUUCAUCGGUCCUUAAAAUUAAAAAGGAUAAACGAGGGAAAGCUCUUAUGCAAAGAGGAUCUGCAUGUUUUAUGAUUAACCGAGCGUGCGAUCUUUUAAUGAGCUGUACCGGAGCCGUUGUGAGCUGUACUCUUAUCAACAAGAACGGGAAGACCGAUUUCAAGAGAAAAUGUUCAUUUGUACGAUCUUUAUUAAGUGACCUGUUAAAGGAGAUUUUUACACGGUUUCAUCACGGAAGCAUCGUAUAUGAACUGUGUUUACAUUGUAAGCACGAUGUUUGCAGCGACUCCUGUCCAGUCCCGAUUUCAGACAUCAGCACGGAAGGGCGUGUGCUUUGUUGUGAGAACUGUCCCGAUGACCAACAUUGGCUGGAAAGAUCGGAGGCAGAACCUUGGAUUGAUCAGCAAAAGAGCAAGAACGAUUCUGAUUACAAGCUUCCUGAUGAAAUCCUCGAUUCACAACCCACUGAAAGGAUGAUGGCGUUGUUAAGCCAGCGUUACAUUGGUAGCCAGUAUGAACUUUUCUUCUCUUUUCUUGAUUUAAAGGCGGCUAUCAUAAGCUCCCACAAGACUCCGAACACUGAGCUACCGACUAUCAUUUUUAAUCUCUUUGUGAUCUGGAGAAAUAAAAAGGACAAAGAGGCAACUGUCAGAGAAAUUCUUAACGGAAUGGAAUUUAUGGAGAUUGAUUAUAUGGGUGCUGCAGAUGAACUCGGUAAAGAAUUUAGGAACAGAUCAACAAAUAGUACUUAAACUAUACGUCAUGAGUGCCAGGCAAGACUGUUAUAGAGGACUACGGGAUAAACGGUAUAUCAAUUUAAUUUAUUAAAUAUGAAUUUUGCAUUUACUGAUAGUAAUAUUCUUGUUUCCCGUUGUUUGUGGUACACACAUUUUCGAUUUAAUACAAUGUUUGAAAGUUGUUUACUCAAAUAUUAUGACUUCAUUUUUACAUGUCAAUUUCUGACAA